Gossypium arboreum is the source of this 856-nucleotide messenger RNA. Its product is annotated as disease resistance-like protein DSC1. The transcript has 2 exons. The coding region runs from base 39 to 725 and encodes 228 amino acids. Lineage: Eukaryota; Viridiplantae; Streptophyta; Magnoliopsida; Malvales; Malvaceae. The record is from RefSeq and is a predicted model, not a curated record.
UGAAAUUUAACAACUGCUUCAAACUGGGUGAGAAAGGUAUGGGGAAUGAUAUAGAUGCAGAUGACAGCACUUCACUAGAGGAAGUCUCAAGCAUUAAGAAGGUUUUGAAGCAAGCAGUGUUUUGUAAAUCCUUGGGUUGGCUAUUUACCAAUUGCUUCCAACUAGACCAAAAAGCUGUGAACAGUGCUGAAACACCAAAGUUGGAGAUGCCAUUUGAGCAUAUGGUCACUCUACUAAAAGAUUAUCAUCAGGAACCCCCAGAAAGCAAAAAAAGAGCUUGCAUUAUUACAUGCGUCCCUGGAAGUGAAAUCCCAGAAUGUUUUGAUUUCAAAAGCUUAGGAUCUUCCAUGAACAUCCAAUUGCCUUCAGAGUGGUGCUCUAAUAAUAGCUGGAUAAACUUUCCAAGUUUCGUUGCUUCUGCUGUUGUUUCAUUCCCAGACUCUUAUACUGGUGGGGGAUUUGGCAUUAGAUGUGAAUGUCAUCUAAAAUCCUGUAACAAGGACAAUCAUUGGUUUAGUAGUUCUUCCUACUUUCCGUUUGGAAGUCGAUUGUCAGAUCACGUGUUCCUUUUGUAUGGUGGUUUCAAUGUUGGGGAGUUUGUUAAAAGUGAGGUAUCAAACAACCGUAUAUACAAUAUGGCUUCCUUUCAUUUCUACAUUGACGGGUGGGGCUCCUCACAAUGCGAGGUAAAACAGUGUGGAAUUCAUCUAUUAUUUCCAAAUUAAGGAUUCAAAGUAUGAGAGCUCAAUGAUGCUUCAUCCUUAUUUUUGUUAUUUCAUCUAUACUGAAUUUCACACCCUAAAUAUGCUUACAAAAUAUUUAACAUAAUACAUUUUAUCAUUGGUUUUACUUAUAA